Postia placenta MAD-698-R-SB12 is the source of this 1050-nucleotide messenger RNA. RefSeq lists its product as hypothetical. The record is from RefSeq and is a predicted model, not a curated record. NCBI's taxonomy places the organism in Eukaryota, Fungi, Basidiomycota, Agaricomycetes, Polyporales, Adustoporiaceae. The transcript is spliced from 12 exons. The coding region runs from base 1 to 1050 and encodes 349 amino acids.
AUGCAGUCUGCAGAGCUCGCAUCCGCCGUCGUCAGUGCCCGCCGCCCUCAGUAUUAUGGGCCGAUCAGGGUGUCUUUGGUAGCGCUGCGGCGCCGGCAUCCGAAUCUAAAUUUAGCCGACGCGUACUACUUAUGUGCAAUAGUAGAAGAAGUCCGCUGUUUCUGGCAACGCAAACUCUCUGCCGCUUCGCUCGUGUUCUUCUUGAACCGCUAUACCCUGCUCGUGGCGUCGUCCUCAAUGGUGAUAGCACAUCUCACGUGGAAGGCGGAUACGGUGAGGACCUUCACAUAUGUAGUAAUGCAUAUACUUAGUACAACGUGCAAGGGGCUCGGCUGGGUAUACGAGAGCGCGAAUAUACUGCUGUUCGUCGAAUCUGCUGUAUUCUCCGCGCUCAGAGCGUAUGCCAUUGGUGGCCGCAUCGUGAUGCCAGCCCUGGUGGUGUUGGUGCUCUCUUUGACUGCGGGUGGGGCGAUGCUCAAUAGCGAAAGAGACUUCAGUGCUGACAUCAUUGCAGUGAUGACCGCUACACGGGCUAUUGCGAUUGCUGCGGAUUUGAUCGUCUUCGCAGUAACUAUCCACCAUACGUUUGGAAUCAAGAGACAAGCCCGUCAGCUAGGGAUCAAGGUGCCGCUUGUCACUAUGCUUCUGGUUGACGGGUUUCUAUACUUCGUAGUCGGAGUGCAACCGACGAUCUCGUCCAUUCUGAUCUCAAGGUUCAUGUUCCACCUACAUCGGAGUCCCAGCCCCGCUGGUAGCACGCUCCGGGAAACGCACAGCUUGAUGACCUGUUCGGUGGGUUCAGCACCCCUUGACAGUCAAGCAUUCGCCCACUUCCGCACAAACAACAUAGGCGUGGGGACGCCUUCCGCUGGGAUGACAUCGUCAGCUGGUAUCGCCUUGGAAGACGACUGGGGUGAUGCAGCGUCGGAUGUGGAAUCAGUGUAUGAAUUAGACGACGAGCGGCUCUCAACAUGGCUAUCGACAAUUGCCAAUACAUCCCGGUGUUUCAAUAAUGCGAUCGCCACUGGAAGCUUUACUGUCGGCAUCUAA